AUGACACACGAUUGCAGGCAGAUAUUAAAAUCUGAAGGGUGUUGCCGGCGGGAUAAAAAUAUGAUCAAAUGUGCCAUAACUGCUUUAAAUCAGAUGAAGGCGAUGUUCGAUACGGCUUGGUGCCCAAUCAAAGAAAACCCGGAAAAAUAUCAGGACAGGUACAAUGGUUGUGUAAUAGAUCCCGAAUGUAAUAUCAGGGAAUGUCCAUUUCGUGGAACCGGAGUGGCGCCUAACGUCUUGGAGACAUAUUGUGUCAAGAACAAAGAAAGGUCUUGUGGUGGGGUGGCGGACAGAGACGCCAUGCGGCUUAUGCCAGGUGACGUAGGCCUGCGCGGUGACCGGGCCACAUUCUCGUUGUGCCAUGACGACGGAUUGACGCAACACCCUGAAACUACUGGCAAUGGCGCAGUUUACUACAACAUGCGCCCAAAUGGGAUUCAACCGGAGCAAGAUGACGAGUUGGAUGGCGAUAGUCACACCAUGCAACAGCUGUCCGAUCAGGAACAAGAGGUGGAGUAUGAUCAGGAACAAGAUUGGGACUGUGAUCCACAGGACCGUAAUCUGGAACAGGAUCAAGAUAUAGAUCCAGAUCAGGAAAACGAUCAAGAUUAUGACCAGCAAACGGUGGACGAGUCUGGAGAUCAACCGUUGAUGAAGGAUCGAAAGCAUGUGAUGGAAAUGUUGCCAGCGUCUGUAAAACCGGCGUUUGGACCGGUUACCGGGCUGCCAGUAAGUGACGAUGAGCACGUGUUCGUUUUGUGGUUGGGCAAGCGGCCGGGCGAACCGGACGAGAAAGCCAGGCUGCAGAUCGAGGUACGUGUGCCAAAGUUAGUGCCAAAGCCGGAAACGGUGCCGGAGACGCCGUCACCAGAGCCGAAUAUCGUGGAAGCAUUGCCGGAAGUGACGGCAAAAGAUGGUAAUAAGAAGAGAGGCAGCUCUAAGAAGAGUAACAGCUCCAAGAAGAGCGGAAGUUCCAAGAAGAAAUGA
Molecule: messenger RNA, 987 nt
Organism: Diuraphis noxia (Russian wheat aphid)
Lineage: Eukaryota; Metazoa; Arthropoda; Insecta; Hemiptera; Aphididae
Source: RefSeq, a predicted model, not a curated record